UCUUCUUCGUCGUCGUCGUCGUAGUGGUCUCGUCGUCACCGUCAGUGGUCGUCGGUUCGUUGUCCCGUAACGCCGCCGCUUGCUGCCGGCUGAUCACUGUGGUCCCAACACGCGCGCCGUACGCACACACGAUCGUAACAAUAAUAAUAAUAAUAUUAUAUUACUAUUUUCGUCGUCGCGGUGUUAUUCUAUAAUAUUUAAUAUUAUAUUAUAUUAUUAUAAUAUAUUGUUAUUUUUCGCGACCAGAUAAUUGCUGUUACUAUUAUUAUUAUUGUUGUUGUGGUCGUCGUUUCGAUAACAAAAUAUCGCAACAAACUGUACAAUAUUAUUGUCGCUGCCACCCAAGCGGCCGCCGUCCAUUGGCGGAACUCAUUCGCUGUACGGUUUGGGAUGCGGCAUAAUUGACCGUCGCAGACCAUCAUAUAUUGUACACUAGAGACAUCAAUUAUAUUGCAUACGUUGCAAUCGCCGGAAAAUCGGAAACGGCUGAGAAAAAUCGUUUUGUGGAAGAAUACCGGAAGUGCGUUUAUACAAAAGCUGUUUCGGCCGAUGCAACUAGACAUGGCUCUGGGGAGUGCUGCUCCCACGAGCUUCCAACACCGCUGCGGUGUGACCGCGGCUCUCAUAUUGGUCGUCUGCGUAGCACUAACAAAGUCUGCUCCGACGACUUACGAUGAAAUUGAAGCAAAACGGACAGACUUGGCGGACUAUUUUAAUGACCCAAAUGGCUGUUACUAUAAUUAUCAACACUACGAAGAAGGUGACCGCAUAGUAACCAACGAACCGUGUUUAAACUGUACUUGCCACAAUCGAAUGCUGAUGUGCUACCUGAGAGUAUGUCCGUUUUCAAAAGCAAUUGGACAAGACUGCACGGUACAGAAAUCGCCAGAUCAAUGUUGUCCUACCAUAUCUUGCCCGGAAGUUGGUUCGGAUGUUACAGUGCCAGUACACCUGUUGACCAGUUCAACCACGCCGACACCAACUACAACAACUGAAAUUGGAUGGCACGACAAUUACGGGUGCAUGAUGGAUGAAAACGAAUUCUUUCCUGAUGGGGCACAGGUUCCUCCCAAUCCGAAAAAACCUUGUGAACUCUGUUACUGUAUCAGAAACCGAACAGCUUGCAUCAUGCAAGAGUGUACGUUGCAUGUGGAAGGCUGUCGACCGGUAUACCAUGAAGGCGUUUGCUGUCCUGUUCGAUACGAUUGUGAUUAUGAAAGUGAAAAAUCUACUACGUCGGCACCACAAAUCACUGGUGGACUAGUCUUCUCCACUACUUCUGCGCCAUUCGAUUGCCGAGUUAACGAGGAAACUUACCGAGAUGGAGAGUCUAUUGCUAUGGUCUCAGAAAAACCUUGCGAACAUUGCUAUUGUAUGAGAGGUGAUAUUGUGUGUGCAGUUCAAGACUGCGGUGAACCACUCAGAGGAAAAGACUGCACACCGGAAACACCACCAGCUGGCCAAUGUUGCCCAACUUCGUAUCAAUGUGCAAAUGAAACGAACAGUUCGUAUGACACAUCGACGCUACAACCAAUGUCACUAAGUGAUUCAGACGAAAACGAAGCAGAAAAAUUCCCAUUGAAUGAAGAUGUAUACAAUAAACUGGGAGAGAGCCAACCAUCAAGCGAACAAGACGACGGGAAUGAUGUAGAGUCUGAUGAUACUACAGCAGCUUCUCCAGACAAUCAUAAUGCAUCAGGAGAAACAAAUAUAUUACCAAAUAGUGAUAAUGCAAAUAAAUUAAACGAAGGAAACAAGCAGGAAACUGCGAGUGCUGCACCAAAUUUAAUAAAUCAGGAAAACUCUGUUGGUACAGAAUCUGGACAAGCUAAUUUUGAUAGUACCGAGAAACCCGAUGAGCCAACAUCAACUAACGAAGCACAACCGACUAAGUUACCAUCAUCUGAUCCUUCAUCAAAUGAAAACGAUAUUCUUUCUACUACUCAAUCGGUUUCCAAUAAAAACGAUGACGUUAAGGUUGACCUAGAAAAUAAUAGUAAUGAAAUUCCAGAUAACAACUCAAUUCAAGACGGUAUUGCGUCCAAUUUACCAGUUGCAUCGACAGAAAAUUCUGUAGAAAGUGGAACACAGAGUUAUAAUGUACAAGAUAAGCCUCAAGAAGAUAUUACUACAGAAAAUAUCGCUGUCUUUGAAAAGGGGCCAAUUGAAUCAAAUGAUAAUGACCAAACACCAGAAAAACACUCGGACACUAAACCACAAACUGAAACGGCAUCCAAUGGAAAUGAAAAUCCUACUAAAAUAGAAAACCAAGACAGUGCUCAUUCAGACAUUUUAUCCCCAACUGAAAUCCCUAAAGUAGUAAACGAACCAACUGAACAAAAUAAACCAAUGGUGGAGAGUACUUCAGGAGCUGAAAAACAACUAGAAACUGAUAAAAUAGCGGCAGAACAAAUAAACCAAGACAGUCCUCAGUCAGAAAAUGUAUCUCCAACUGAUGUCCCCAAAGUAGAAAACGAAUCAACUGAACAAAAUAAACCAGUUGUGCCCGGUUCUUCAGGAGCUUCAAACCAACCAGAAUCUGAUAACACAGCUGUAGAACAGAAUAACCCGGAUAGCCCUCAGUCAGAAAAUUCAUAUACAACUGAAAUUCCAAAACUAGAAAACGAACCCAUUGAUCAAAAUAAACCAGUGGUGGACAGUACAUUGGGAGCUGAAAAUCAACCAGGAUCAGAUAAGACACCUGUCGACGAAAAUAAACAGGAUAGUUCUCAGUCAGAAAAUGUAUCGCCAACAGAAUUUCCCAACGUAGUAAACAACCCCACUGAACAAAAUAAACCAGUAGUGGACAGUACUUCGGGAGCUGAAAACCAAUCAGAAACUGAUAGAAUACCGGUAGAACAAAUAAAUCAAGACAGUGCUCAGUCAGUGAACGUGUCUCCAACUGAUGUCCCCAAAGUAGAAAAUGAACCGACUGAACAAAAUAAUCUAGUAGUGGACAAUGCUUCAGGAGGUGAACACCAACCAGAAUCAGAUAAAACACCUGUAGACCAAAAUAAACAGGAUAGUCCUCAGUCAGAGAAUGUAUCUCCAACUGAAAUUCCAAAGGUAGUAAACGAACCUACUGAACAAAAUAAACCAGUAGUGGGCAGUACUUCAGGAGUUGAAAACCAAUCAGAAUCUGAUAAGACACCAUCAGAACAAAUAAAUCAAGACAGUCCUCAAUCAGAAAAUGUAUCUCCAACUGAUGUCCCUAAAGUAUCAGACGAACCUACUGAACAAAAUAAACCAGAAGUGGGCAGUACUUCAGGAGCUGAAAACCAAUCAGAAUCUGAUAAGACACCAUCAGAACAAAUAAAUCAAGACAGUCCUCAAUCAGAAAAUGUAUCUCCAACUGAUGUUCCUAAAGUAGCGGACGAACCUACUGAACAAAAUAAACCAGAAGUGGGCAGUAUUUCGGGAGCUGAAAACCAAUCAGAAUCUGAUAAGACACCGGUAGAACAAAUAAACCAAGAUACUCCUCAGUCAGAGAAUGUAUCUCCAACUGAAAUUCCCAAGGUAGUUAAUGAACCCACUGAUCAAAAUAAACCAGUAGUGGGCAGUACUUCGGGAGCUGAAAAUCAAUCAGAAUCUGAUAAGACACCAGCAGAACAAAUAAAUCAAGACAGUCCUCAAUCAGAAAAUGUAUCUCCAACUGAUGUCCCUAAAGUAGCGGACGAAACUAAUGAACAAAAUAAACCAGUAGUGGACAGUACUUCUGGAGCUGAAAACCAAUCAGAAUCUGAUAAGACACCAGCAGAACAAAUAAAUCAAGACAUUCCUCAAUCAGAAAAUGUAUCUCCAACUGAAGUCCCUAAAGUAGCGGACGAAACUAAUGAUCAAAAUAAACCAGUAGUGGACAGUACUUCGGGAGCUGAAAACCAAUCAGAAUCUGAUAAGACACCAGCAGAGCAAAUAAAUCAAGACAGUCCUCAGUCAGAGAAUGUAUCUCCAACUGAUGUCCCUAAAGUAGCGGACGAACCUACUGAACAAAAUAAACCAGUAGUGGGCAGUACUUCAGGAGCUGAAAACCAAUCAGAAUCUGAUAAGACACCAGCAGAACAAAUAAAUCAAGACAGUCCUCAAUCAGAAAAUGUAUCUCCAACUGAUGUCCCUAAAGUAGCGGACGAAUCUACUGAACAAAAUAAACCAGUAGUGGGCAGUACUUCGGGAGUUGAAAACCAAUCAGAAUCUGAUAAGACACCAGUAGAACAAAUAAACCAAGAUACUCCUCAGUCAGAGAAUGUAUCUUCAACUGAAAUUCCCAAGGUAGUUAAUGAACCCACUGAACAAAAUAAACCAGUAGUGGACGGUACUUCAGAAGCUGAAAAACAACCAGAAACUGAUAGAAUACCGGUAGAACAAAUAAACCAAGACAAUCUUCAGGCAGAAAAUGUACCUACAACUGAUGUCCCUAAAGUAGAAAACGAACCAACUGAACAAAAUAAACCAGUUGUAGAUAUAACUUCGGGUGCUGAAAACCAACCAGAAUCUAAUAAGACACCAAUAGAUCAAAAUAACCAGGAUAGUUCUCAGGCAGAAAAUGUAUCGCCAACAGAAUUUCCCAACGUAGUAAACGAUCCCACUGAACAAAAUAAACCGGUGGUGGACAGUACAUUGGAAGCUGAAAAUCAACCAGAAUUUGAUAACACAGCUGUAGACCAAAAUAACCCGGUUAGCUCUCAGGCAGGGAAUUUAUCUCCAACUGAAAUUCCAAAGGUAGUAAACGAUCCUACUGAACAAAAUAAACCAGCCGUGGACAGUAGUACUGGUGCUGAAAACCAACAAGAAUCUGAUAAGACACCAGCAGAACAAAUAAAUCAAGACAGUCCUCAGUCAGAGAACGUAUCUCCUACUGGUGUCCCGAACAUUGAAAACGAAUCUACUGGACAAAACAAACCAGCAGUGGACAGUACUUUGGGAGCUGAAGAUCAAUCAGAAUCUGAUAAGACGCCUGUAGGCCAAAAUAACCAGGAUAGCCUUCAAACAGAUUAUAUAUCUCCAACUGAUGUCCCUAAAGUAGAAAACGAACCAACUGAACAAAAUAAACCAACCGUGGACAGUAGUAUGGGUGCUGAAAACCACCAAGAAUCUGAUAAAACAUCAGCAGAACAAAUAAAUCAAGACAGUGCUCAGUCAGUGAACGUGUCUCCAACUGAUGUCCCCAAAGUAGAAAAUGAACCAACUGAACAAAAUAAUCUAGUAGUGGACAAUGCUUCAGGAGCUGAACACCAACCAGAAUCUGAUAAAACACCUGUAGAUCAAAAUAAACAGGAAAGUCCUCAGUCAGAGAAUUUUAUUCCAACUGAUAUCCCUAAAAUAGAAAAUGAACCAACUGAACAAAAUAAACCAUUAGUGGACAGUACUUUAGGAGCUGCAAAUCAACCAAACUCUGAUGAGACACCUGUAGACAAAAACAACCAGGAUAGUUCUCAGUCCGAGAAUGUAUCUCCAACUGAAAUUACAAUGGUUGCAAACGAUCCUACUGAACAAAUCAGACCAGCAGUAGACAGUAGUUCGGAUACACAAAAUCUACCAGAAUCUGAUAAGACACCAGUAGAACAAAUAAAUCAAGAUAGUCCUGAGACAGAGAAUUUAUCUUCAACUGAAAUUCCCAAGGUAGUAAACGAACCUACUGAACAAAACAAACCAUUAGUGGACAGUACUUCAGGAGAACAAAAUCAACCGGAAUCUGAUAAGACAACGGUAGAACAAAUAAAUCUGGAUAGUCCUCAGACAGAGAACGUAUCCUCAACGGAUGUCCCUAAAGUAGAAAAUGAACCCAUUGAGCAAAAUAAACCAGUAGUGGACAGUACAUUGGGAGGACAAAAUCAACCAGAAUCAGAUAAAACACCUGUAGAACAAAAUAAUCAAGGUAGUCCACAAUCCGAAAAUACAUAUUCAACUGAAAUUCCAUCCAAACCUUAUGAUAUUCAAUCCGAAAAUAUAGUACCUGAAAAUAGUCCUAUACAACCAGUUUCACCAGUGGCUUCAGAAAAUAAUGCUGCAACAGAACAACCAAACGAAGAUAAUAAUAUAUUUAUUAUGUCACCGACAUCACCACCAUUGUUCUCAGAUAAUCAAAUUAAAGGUGAAGAGUCUACUUCAAUAUCCAAUAUAAACAAUACCAGUGAUAAAUAUUCUUCGACAGAAAAGGAUGAAGACAAGACUGUUGAAGUCCUAAAACCAUCAGCUGAUGACAAACCAUCGUUUUCUGAUACCACCGACAAAGUCAACAUAUUACCAACAAGUCACACUGAAACUGUAACAGAAGGCCAAAACGUGGUACCACAAGCAAAUGAUGAAUAUAAUGAAAAUUCAAUAAACAUUAAGCCUGUGGAUAACAAAGUUAACAGUGAUGUAGUAACAGAAAGUCCGGUUAAUUCUAAUGAAAAUGUACCCGUCAUUGCUGAACAUAACGAUAAUAAAUUCGGAUCGAACAACCCAGUGAAUUUGGAACCAGCCGUUACGCCAAUGACUGGAAUAAACUAUGAUGUAAACACGGAAGUAAUAAAUCACGGUGUAUCGGUAGAUGAUCCUUCGUCCCAUGAAAAUCAACCAGUUGACGAACAUUCAGGAGAAGAGGACGAAAGCCCUCCUAAUGCUGAUUCGGUAGACCACCAAAUCACACUUCUUCAAACUGAAACUCCAACUGAAUCGGAAGCGUCGACAAAUAAAUAUCCAUCGUCAUCUGAUGAACACGCAAAUGAUGUUACCACAUAUUCACCACAACUGCAAAUAGCUGAUAAUAAUAUUCCUGUGCAGCCUCAAGUUAUUAAUCCUAGUGAUCCAAUAACGACACAAGACGAAACAAAAACACCAAACGACUUGCCGUCAAAUGGUUCACCCAAUCAAUCUGCCGAUAGUUAUGUACCAACUGAAAUAAAUGGAGUACAAAAUUCUGAAGCACCAACUGAAUUUCCUGUAUUGUUUGAUAGUAAUGAUGAACAAUCUAUUUCCACGCAAGCCCCAGCACAAAAUAAUGAAUAUGAAAAUGCCACUCCUCACGAACAAUCACAAGACGAGAAUGUUAAUGAGAUUGUAGAUCAAACAGCAGUGUACCCAGAUGCUCCCUCAGAUGAUACAAAUAAUUUGGUUACGAGCACUGCACCAAAUCUUAAUAAUGUUGACAAUGUUACACCUUCCUCGGAUAAAAUAGAAACUGGUUUAAAUUCACAAAUAUCCGAUGAAAAACCAAUUAAAGAUACAAAUGGAGACGUUUUAGUCGAAAGCGCAACUAUUCAAGCGAUAUCAGGAAGUGUAGAUAAUGCAGACAAUUUAAUGACGACAAAUAGCUAUGCCGAUGUAGUGCCAUCUACAGAUAUACCUACAAGUCAAAUGGUUGAAAACGGCUCACCAGUAAAUCCAUCGAUUGCUGUUGAAACGAAUGUAAACAAUGAUCGACCUGAAAAUGUUGUACCUCAACUAAGCUCUAAUGAAGAAUCAACUCAGUAUAACGCGGGUGAUGAGUCAACGAAUAGCCCUAUUCAAGAAUCUCCGAAUAUGAAUAUUAUCAAUAAUGUGGAGGUGAGUACCAAUGUACCAUACAAGCUAGAAGGUCCUAAUGAAAUAAAUCAAGAUUCAAAUACUGAAUCUGAAUUAUACGCAACUCAGUCACCUACAGAAAAUAAUAUAUUAAAUGCCAAUCCGAUUGUUGAUGAAAAACCGUCCGAAAGUCCACAGAAUGCUGAUAAGCCAUUUGUAUCAAAAACGCCCGAUUACGUUAUAGAUAUAACAACAACAGGUUAUAGUGAAUCAUCGAAUACUCCGGAAUCCAUCAUAACAAACGAACCAGUUGAUUCUGUAAAUGAAGUAACCACAUCUAAUGUUGACAAAAAUAGUGAUGUAGUAACAGAACAAUACGAAAACGUACAACCAGGAGUACCAGGAGAGGGGAGCUGUUUGAUAGAUUUCGUGACUUAUGCACACAAAGCUGAAGUUCCGAAAUCUAACCCGUGUCAUGAAAAAUGCGAGUGCUUAAAUAGUAUAGUCACGUGCACUUCUGUAAACUGCCCACCUGCACCACCUCAACAUAGAAAUUGUAUACCUUUACACCCAGGAAACGAAUCGUGGUGUUGCCCAACAUAUAUGUGUGAAGGAGGCAUAGAAGGAAUGUUGUUUGACAGUCAUAAUCAACUUGGCUCUCCUCAAUUAAUAUCCACUGUGGUAUUAGAAGAUAAGCCUGGUGAAGUAAAUGAUGAAAAAACGCAUACUGACGAGGAUAUUUCAAGCACGUCUAAUCCUCAAACUUCACAAGAAUACAACACUUUAGCACCAUCACAAUUGGAUUCAAACUCUAAUAUAAAUUCUGAAGAUAGUGUUGGUGUGACCGAUGUUCCAGCACAUACUGAAAUCCCAUAUAAACCUAUUGAAGAUGUUGUAUCUACAGAUGGUGAAAGUGAUGCAGCAGUAACUGCUGUCAACCUUGGGACAAUAGACAACACAAAACCUGUAAGUAGUGAUCCAUCAUUGGAAAACGAAAAACCAGCCUAUAGUGAUAAGACGGAAGAAUAUGAAAAACCGGAAGAAAACAAUAAGCCAACUGAAAGUGAUCAACUAACAGAAAAUAAUAAACCAACUGAAAUUAAUCAGGCAAUUGAAAACCAAAAACCAAUUGAAAAUUCUGAAGCUGAUUCUACAACGACUUCUUACGUAACCGAUGACCAAUCAAUAACGAACAAACCAGAAACAAUAAAUAAUAUCGAAGAACAGAAUUUAUUAGUCAACACGGUCAACGAAUCUCAAGACCAAGUACCAUCAACCCAAGUGCCAGAAAACUAUGAGCCUGCAGUAACAAAUGUAAUUCCUGCUAGCGAUCAAAAUCAACCAGAACAAAACUCCGAAUCCGAUGUAUCGAUUGCUGCCACUACAUACAAGCCUAGCGGUUCUGUUUUAGAUCAGCAACAAGUAGAUACUGAUAACAAAGCAAGCGAAGGGUUCAAUAAUCCAUCCAUCAAUGACGAUUCCAACCAGAAACCCGCCAAUGAAGUAAUGGAUUUGCCCGUGAAUGAAGUUGAUCCCUUAGAAGUAGGAACUCAAAUGCCCACGGUUGUAGCAGACGAAAAACCUAUGGUUUCCGAUAAUAACGUCGGUGGUUUGAGACCAACAAGUAUCGACGACAUCAUUUCGUCGGUUUACUUGGUCAAAGACGCGGUUAAAAACUCUUUAGAAACUUCAUCAAAACCUACUGAAACCUUGGAACAACAGCCUGGACUCUUCGAAGAAGACAAUCAACCAACAAUCGUGCCGGAAAAUUCUCCACAGUAUGAAUACACAAACGAACCCCCGACCACUGUGAGCAGUGUAAAUGGUGCGCCAGAAUCACAACAAACAGAUACAAUAAACGAAAUUUCACCAGAAAUUCCAACAGCUACGAUGGACUCAAACAUUUCGCCAUCGACCGAAAACGUCGCAGACGCAGUGGUGGGAGCAACCCAAAUUCCAAACAUUUUGCCACAGUCUGAAGUAAAUUCCGCCGACCAAGGAGUAUCGACUGAUUUACCAUCUAACCAUCCUGGAGUUGAAACGGCAGUCGACGAUAAUAAAACUCCGUUAGAAUCUCCGACAACGCAACGAUUGCCGAGUUCUGGUGAGCAGGACUUGACGAACAAUAACGGACUGGAAACUCCUAGCGAUCAAAUUCUGCCACAUGGUCAAAACGCCGUCGAACCAAAUACCAAUUCAUCACUACCGGAAUUAGCUGUGGUAGUCGACGACAACAAGACGCCCGAGGUCAGUUCACCGUCAUCCGAACAACAUGGGGUGCAUGUGGAAGAUACAGCUGUAGUAGACAAGCCAGUUGCGGAAGAGAAACCAGAUGACGUGAAUAGUCAGAUUACGCCAGACUCGGAUGUGCCAGCGGGAGUCCCGUCACAAGUAGCGGUGACCGGUCGGCCAGAAGCCAGUACUCCAGACAACAAUGAUAAUAGGUUCAGCGAUCCGAGUAGCUCAUCGUUCCGUCCUCCUGUCCAAGGAGGAAAUGUCAACAACCACUACAAUGGACAUCCUCGACCGGAAACCGGUGGUGCUGUGCACAUACCUCUUGAUACGGAGACACCUACGUUCAACCCUUCCACAAACGCUCCUCUCGCGAAUUACCCCAAGAAGCCUUCAUACACGCCAAUCCCGCAAUCGACAUGGACUCAAAAACCAUUCCAUCAAGAGUCUACAUCCGAAGCGACUUUGCAACCAGAUCAAGGUUUCCCGGACGAGUAUGAAGAUGAAAACGAAGCAUCUUACGGGUCGGGAACAUGCAGAUACGGUGGCAAGAUAUACGUGUCUGCCCAGCAAGUGCCCAGAGACGAUCCAUGCGAUUUCUGUUUCUGUUUCCGGGGCGAUAUAAUUUGCCUGCAACAGAGCUGCCCGCCACCCAUAUUCGGGUGUUACCAGGAGAACAUACAAGGUUUCUGUUGUCCACGUUACGAGUGUCCGGUGGCCCAAACCACGUCCGUCAACGUGACUACGUCUACCACUUCAACCACGACCGUAGUACCACCACAUUUCUUUGCCAACGCCUACCGAGGGGCGGCCAGGCGUACCGGAUGUCUUAUCCACGGACACGCUUACCGAGUGGGCGAAGACGUGGGAAUCGCUUCUGGUCCUUGUCUCGAGUGCAUAUGCGGUGCCGAUGGCAAGAUGAAAUGCGAUCCUAAGCCUUGCAGUCCAGAGCCUUUGCUCAGAAAAAUGAUGGCCGAAGCGAUCGACCAAAAGAGGAGGUGAAUAAUAAGGAAAUAAACGUUCAACGACAUAGUGCCAAAUACCACAGUUAACGAGCAACGAGAACCAAAAGUAGACGACCGUCAAUUUUUUUUAUUUUACCUUUUUUACUUUUUUUUCUCAUUAUUAACCACAUCGAGCGAAAUGUCCACUUUCGCGGCAUUACGUUGCUCAAUAUAUAAAUACCAUCAUUAUUACGACGAAAAAAAACAAAAGACAAACAUGGUAUGCCAUCGUGAAAACAUUGGAGACUGGUUCUAAUGAGUAUUUUAUAUUUAUUACAUUUAGUUAAUUUAAAAAAAAAUAGGUUAGUUAUUUAUUGUAGUAAGACACUUUUAGAAACAACGUUAAUUGUUUACAUCAAUUUUUUUUCCAAGCGAUUUUAUACAACUAAAUUAAAUUAAAUUUAACGAUACGAUUAGAAAUUUAGAAAACAUAACUACGUAUAUAUAUAUAUAUAGGUAAUAUAAAUAAUAAUAUAAUUGUAUGCGUAACGGUAAGCGAUACACGCCACAUUGCUACAAAAAAUUACAUUUUUAUAUAACUUUUAUAUUCUUUUUGUGUAUUGAAAAAUCUAACCGUCCAGACACAAUGAAUACCGAAUUUUUUUCUAAAAUCUAUUUUAUAUCGUAUAUAAUACGCAUCACAUCGCUGCCAUUCACUCGUAAUUUUUUAAGAACUAUGUACGAAAUUAUCCACCCAAUGAUAUUAUAUUUCGUUUUAACCAAGCCCGAUCCAGCGCUCAUGAUUUCCAAGAUGAAAUGCAACGAAAUUUUUUAUUAUUAUUACUAUUAUUAUUGUUAUUGUAACGUCUGAUUUUUAUCUGAGUAGUUUAACAGGCAGAAGUCAAUAUAUCUACUCAACUGUAUUGUGUGCAUGCAUCACAAAAAUAUUUUGAAAACUAUAAAUAAUUUUGAAAAACUUGAAGUUUAAGAAUGCUUUGCACAAACACGAAGCAAUUUUGUUUUCGAAAUGAUUUCUGCCUCUCGAACACACAGAUAAACAUGCUGCACGGAUAACAUGUAAAUAUUAUAAAUUGUUCAUAAGCUUAGAUAUACAUUAAUAUACUUAUAAGAUAAGUAUAUGAUUAACAAUUAAUAUUAUAACUAGGCCAAAAAAAUUGUCUACUUAAUAUAAUUAAUGAAUGUAUUUCAAAUAAUGUUUUGCCAAUAAACUAGGUACCUACCUAUAUAAUAUUAUGUGAGCAAAUAUAUUGUCAUGUUUAGAUGAUAUUAUUACAUACAUUUUUUUAAAAAUUAUUAUUUACUACUGUUUAAAUUUAAUAAUGUACUUUUAUACAUAGCAUAUUGUGUGUUUUAUUGUGAAUAAUUUUUUUUACUGACAUUUUUGUGAUACGAGAUUAUAAUAUUAAUAUUACCUAC
Molecule: messenger RNA, 12095 nt
Organism: Acyrthosiphon pisum (pea aphid)
Lineage: Eukaryota; Metazoa; Arthropoda; Insecta; Hemiptera; Aphididae
Gene: tnc
Product: tenectin
Exons: 12
Coding region: 550-10716 (3388 amino acids)
Cellular component (GO): extracellular region
Molecular function (GO): protein binding
Source: RefSeq, a predicted model, not a curated record